GUGAUUUCGGAUUUAUCUCGGUCACCAUCUCGCAGACUUCCGCACGCACUAGUCUCGGACAGCUCUUGCUCGCCUCGCACACACGUCACACAGUCUAUUGUGAGCAGCGGCGCGCGUGCAGGACUGAUCGCGGGAGCGCGAGAGCACAGAAGACAAGAACCACGGUCGUGUUUUUUAGAAUCUCACGAGCAAAACAUUUGAACUGGAUUAGUGUGUGUAAAGGAGGAUUUGCCUCGCUGUCAGCAUGUGUACCGCGUGUUGUGUGUCUCAGCUGGCCUGCUGCUGUGGAUCGGCUGCCUGCUCCCUGUGCUGCGGCUGCUGUCCCAAGAUCAAACAGUCCACCUCGACACGCUUCAUGUACGCCCUCUUCUUCAUGCUGGUCACGGUGACCUGUGUCAUCAUGAUGUCCCCCACUGUGGAGACGGCAAUGCGAGAACAUAUUCCUUUCUACACAGAAAUGUGUCAUCAGCUCAAUGCGGGGGAGAACUGCAGUACCCUAGUGGGCUAUUCGGCCGUGUAUAAAGUCUGUUUCGGCAUGGCCUGCUUCUUCUUCUUCUUCUCUGUGUUCACCAUUUGUGUGCGAACCAGCACAGGAUGCCGGGCAGCUGUUCACAACGGGUUCUGGUUCUUUAAGUUUGUGGCUUUGCUGGGCUGCUGUGCAGGCGGAUUCUUUCUCCCAAAUCAAGACACGUUUCUAGAAGUCUGGCGUUACGUGGGGGCCGCUGGAGGUUUUCUCUUCCUCAUCAUCCAGUUGAUGCUUCUCGUCCAGUUUGCCCACAGAUGGAAUCAAAACUGGAGCUCAGGAGCCAAAUAUAAUAAAAUGUGGUAUGCAGCACUGGCUUUUGUCACACUGGUGCUGUUCUCCGUGGCAGUGGGAGCCAUGGUGUUUAUGAUCAUGUUCUACACGCACCCAGAGGCCUGCUUCCUCAACAAGCUCUUCCUGGGAGUCAACUGUGGCCUGUGCUUCGUCGUGUCCCUGCUGGCCAUCUCGCCCUGCAUUCAGACCUUCCAGCCCACCUCAGGUCUGCUGCAGCCCGCGAUCAUCACCGUCUACGUCAUGUACCUCACCUUCUCAGCGCUCGCCAGCAAACCCAUUGAAACGGUGGAGGAAGACGGAUACAAUGUCACUGUCUGCGUUCUUCCCUUUAAAUCAGGACUGAAGAACGACACUAACAUAGUGACGGGCAUCGGAACGGUCAUACUGUUCGGCUGUAUACUGUACUCUUGUUUGAUCUCCACCACCAAGAGGAGUUCAGCAGCCUUGCAAGUGUACAGGAACGAUAUGCCUGAAAAUGAGAGAGCCCGCUGCUGCUUCUGCUGUGUUGAUGAUACAGAAGAUUAUGAUGAUGAGAAGACCGCAGGAGGGCAGAGUGUGAAGUAUGAUGAGAAAGAUGGCACAAUCUACAGCUACUGGUACUUCCAUUUUGUUUUCUUUCUCGGCUCCCUCUACGUCAUGAUGACUGUAACCAACUGGUUUCAUUAUGACAACGCAAAGAUCGAGAGGCUGCUGGAGGGGAGCUGGUCAGUGUUCUGGAUCAAGAUGGCAUCUUGUUGGGUCUGUUUAUUUCUGUACAUGUGGACCCUGGUGGUUCCAAUGCUCUUCCCAAAGAGAUUUCAAGCCUAGAAACCCUUCACACAUGACCCAGUAUCACCACUGUCUAUUUACAACUACUGUGUGUGUGAGAGAGAAAGAGAGAGAGAGUGAGUUUUGUCUUUUUUAUUUGUUUUCUUAGUUUUAGUAUAGUAAAGGCUCAAAGGCUGCUUAUGUUUUGUUUUAAAUACAUUUCCAUGGAGAUUCGUUACAGAAAUCAUGUUAUGGUACCUCCCAUACUGAUGUAGGGCUCUUGUUUACCUCAUAACAUGAAGGUAUGAAAACAAAGCAUUGCUCAGGCUCACACAUCACCUGUAAGUGUCUUGCUUGUUACGCUUUUCUGUUGGUAGCUGAAGAAUUCUAUGCAAAUCUGU
Messenger RNA from Rhinichthys klamathensis goyatoka, 1965 nucleotides. It is a transcript of the gene serinc5, whose product is annotated as serine incorporator 5. NCBI's taxonomy places the organism in Eukaryota, Metazoa, Chordata, Actinopteri, Cypriniformes, Leuciscidae. Gene Ontology annotation, cellular component: membrane. The record is from RefSeq and is a predicted model, not a curated record. Bases 245 to 1624 code for a protein of 459 amino acids. The transcript has 12 exons.